Molecule: messenger RNA, 3856 nt
Organism: Epinephelus moara (kelp grouper)
Lineage: Eukaryota; Metazoa; Chordata; Actinopteri; Perciformes; Serranidae
Product: solute carrier family 25 member 44-like
Exons: 4
Coding region: 294-1241 (315 amino acids)
Biological process (GO): branched-chain amino acid catabolic process; transmembrane transport
Cellular component (GO): mitochondrion
Molecular function (GO): branched-chain amino acid transmembrane transporter activity
Source: RefSeq, a predicted model, not a curated record
AGGAGAAAACGACGACGAAGAAGUAGAAGAAGAAACUCUGCUGUGUCAUUGGUUGUUUCAGCAGCAUGCCGUUUGAAUGGGAACAGGAAGUUAGCUGACUAGCAAGGCGGUAGCUAACUAUUACGUCGUUUUAAUACCUACAAGCAGCUGAAUGAAGGUGACAGAAUAAAAUACGUUUAAUCGGCGGAUGACGUGAAGUUUAAAGUCUGAGCGACACUGACAUGACUCUAAAAUAAACAUCUGUCCGAUGAGACAGGAAUCAGUCUGAUGAAGGGGCAUCUACAGCUGGCAGGAUGCAGCAGAAAAGGAACAUCCAGAUCAUCGAGUGGGAGGACCUCGACAAAAAGAAAUUUUACUCUUUCGGGGUGUUCAUGACGAUGAGCAUCCGGGCCACCGUCUACCCGGCCACACUCAUCCGCACUCUACUCCAGGUGCAGAGGGGCAAAUCACUCUACAGCGGCACCUUUGAUGCCUUCUUCAAGAUUCUCCGGACGGAGGGCAUCCGCGGCCUUUAUCGAGGCUUUAUGGUCAACACCUUCACGCUCAUCUCAGGCCAGGCUUACAUCACCACCUACGAGCUGGUGAGGAAGUAUGUCUCCAAGUAUUCUGACGACAAUACGGUCAAGUCGCUGGUGGCGGGCGGCUCAGCCUCCCUGGUUGCUCAGAGCAUCACUGUCCCUAUAGAUGUCAUCUCUCAGCAGCUGAUGAUGCAGGGCCAAGGGGAGCACCUCACUCGCUUUCGACUGAGUUCUAAUACAGAGGCUGGAAAGUCUAAAAAAUUCUUCGGCCAAACCAGAAACAUUAUGGCUCAGAUUUUUGCCGCUGAUGGUUUCCGGGGCUUCUACAGAGGAUAUGUGGCUUCUCUGCUCACUUAUAUCCCCAACAGUGCUGUGUGGUGGCCUUUCUACCAUUUUUAUGCUGAGCAACUCUCUAAAAUGGCUCCCAGUGACUGCCCUCAUCUGAUCCUACAAGCCAUGGCCGGACCUCUGGCCGCUGCUACUGCCUCAACUGUCACCAACCCAAUGGAUGUGGUCAGAGCCAGAGUGCAGGUUGAAGGGAGGACUUCAGUCAUUGAGACGUUCAGGCAGCUGAUCAAAGAGGAGGGCUGCUGGGGACUGACCAAAGGACUGUCGGCACGCAUCAUCUCAUCCACACCCACUGCCAUCGUCAUGGUGGUCGGCUACGAGACGCUUAAAAAGCUGAGUCUGCGACCGGAGCUGGUGGACUCAAGACACUGGUAGAAGAUACCUGGACAGACAGUGUAUGGACCGCGUGCCAUUUUAGCCCUAAAUCACACUUCCUGUGAAGACACUUGAUGAACAAAAAGGUUUGUUUUAAAUAACAACCUGGGGAACAAGAUGGAAUCAGGCCACUUUAAAACACACAUAAUCUGCGUCUAAGAUACCGAACGUGUUCAUCGGUAGCAGAUUAAAUAUCUGGCCAUCAACAUUCACUCCAGACCCAGGUUCAGUUUAUAUCGCUGCUUACCGGGUUGAUGCUUUUUAGUGCAAUUAGAGUAGUGAAUAAAAUGUUUUAACACUGGAAGAUGCAGACAAAUUGAUGCAAACUGGUACAAUUUAUUUUACACGCUCUACAAUCAUGUCUGAGCAUCUUUGCAGAGGAGAAAAGUGGAAGUGAUUGCUGAUAGACUGCCCGAUGGUUUAUCUGAUUGUGCUCUCACUAAGCAGAGCACUGUUGGGCCCACAUAAAAAAAAAAAAAACAGGUUUUGAUCAGGGUUCAGAGAAAGGCCAUAUAACUCAUGAUGACGCAUCACGUCAGCAGUAAACCAGUCUUUCCUGUGUUGGUUUCCUGUAAUUCGCUACACUGGCUUGUAGGUCUAGUUCCUUUCCCUUGGAAAGCCUGCCUUCGUAGUGUGAUCAAAUGAUCUGCUUUUAUUUUACUGAAUGUGUGCGAGAAGAACAGUAGAAUCUGUGUUUCAUGGCAGCCUCUGUUUUGUACGUGUAUUUAAUUUCCAGUUGUCUUGUAUGCACAAACUGAGUCGAAAUCAAUGUUUUAAAGGUCCAGUGUGUCGGAUUUCCAGGGAUAUAUUGGCAGAAAUUGAAUACAGUACAACAAGUAUGUUGGUGUAUAAGCCCUGAAAAUACGACUUGUGUUUUAAUAACCUAAGAAUGAGCCAUUUAUAUCUACAUAGGGAGCAGGUCCUCAUCCACGGAGAUCACCAUGUUGCACCACCAUGUUCCUACAGUAGCCCAGAAUGGACAAACCCAGCAUUUGCAUUUUCACAUUGGCCACCGUAGUUAGCUGCCCCUGCAGGACAAGUAGAACAGCAUCAGAAAAACGUUGAUUUUUUUAUUUUUAACAUGAAACUGCCACAUUCUGUGUUGUUUACUCAUUUAAAUCACCUGGUCUGUUUGUUUUGGGGAUGAAGAGACCUCUGCAGAUAAUUCAGCUCCUGAUAAAAACAGCCUGAAUGUCUGGAUCUUAAGUUAUCUGGAAAAAAAAGCAGAGCAACACAUUAGCGCGUUCUGGGCUAGCGACCUGUUUGCAACACACCAAACAGCAUCGGAAAAACGGUGAUUUAUAACUUCAAACUGCUGUAUUCAGUGUUUUACGGAUUAAAUCACUGGGUCUGUUUGUUUUGAGGAGGAAGAGACCUCUACCGAUAAUUCGGCUCCCGGUUAAAACCUUGUGAGCAUCUUGAUCUUAAGUUAUCAGGAAAAAAGUGAACACGUUCACGGGUGCUGGGCUAGCAGCCCGCCUGUGGUGCACAGCAUUGGAAGAACGCUGGUUUUAAACAUGAAUGUGUGUUUUAACUGGUUUAAAUCACCCAGUCUGUUUGUUUUGGAGAGGAAGAGACCUCUGUGGAUAACUGGGUCCUGGUGAAAACCUCCUGUACAUCUGGAUCUUAAGUUAUCAGAGAAAAAGCUGAGCACACAUUAGCAGGUUCUGGGCUAGCAGCCCAUUUGUGACGCGCCAAAUGGCAUCGGAAAAAAACACUUGAUUUGUAACGUGAAACUGCUUUAUUUUACUUUAUAGUGUUUUACUGGUUUAAAUCUGUUUGUUUUGGAGAGGAAGAGACUUCUGCGGAUAAUUCGGCUCCUGAAAACCUCCUGAACAAUGAACACUGAAGGAAUGCUAAGCGGGAGUUCAGGCCUGUCUCAUGGGAGAAGUUUCGGCUGGUUGCAGUGUGCAGUCCUCGCCACCAGAUGCCACUAAAUCCUCCACACUGCUCCUUUAAAUCAAAUGCAAAACACUACAAUAUUUUAUCAACCUUUUUUGUAACAUCGUAGUAUGGUGUCUCUCCAGAAAAUAUUGCAGUGAUCCAGCUGGUUAAUAAAUGAUUUGCUGUGCUGUCAUGUUCCGUGAAGCUGGGAAUAAUUAAGGUACUUCCAUCAAAACCUGUGGGUUUGACAGGAAGUAGGAAUAAUGGUGGUCCCCUCUUGUGACAGUAAAUGUUCGAGUGCAAUAAUGUUUUAUCCUUUGAAGCACAAAAUGUAAUUGUAUAUUUUUAUUGUAAAUUGUGUACAUAACAUGUCUUAAAGGAGUGCAUUAAUACCUAAUUUAUUUUCUUCAAAUCUUUUGGAGGGAUUAUGACCACAGAAGAGUCCCAGCUUCUAAAUUAAGUUUGUUCUUCAUUUGUUUAAUAUUCAAUUUGUUGCUUUUAUAACUUUUUUUUUAUUUUAUUUUUUAUUUGAUCUGAUUUGUUUAAAUGAAGCCAUAAUGUCCUGUAACGUACCUGAAGUUAUAUAUAAAUCUGCUCAGGCCAAGAUGUGUUAUAAACCUUUAGGGGACAGCUGAUGGAGGACUGUGUAGACUCACUUCUGUUGGCCUGGUUGGAUAAAAUAAAAUCAAUGCAAACUGCUGUGAUAAGAUUCACUGCAGGCUGGAAUUAAA